This is a messenger RNA of Prorocentrum cordatum, 228 nucleotides long. NCBI's taxonomy places the organism in Eukaryota, Dinophyceae, Prorocentrales, Prorocentraceae. The record is from the annotation of a GenBank genome assembly.
GUGGUGCUGCUCAACCGCGCGGCGGCCCCGUGCGACGUGGCCCUGCUCGCACCCCGCCGGGGCACGCUGCGGCUCCAGCUCCCGGCGCACUCGUUCGCCACCGUGUGCUGGAAGGCCGAGGCGGCCGCGCCCACGGAGCAGACCACCCCGCGAGGCGAGCAGUCCGGGAAGCUCGCUACCGCCGUCUCGGGCACGCUCCGGCGCUGCAGCCGACCUUUCGCGGCCUGA